AUGGCCAGGCAAGCUCUCAAGACUCAAGCAUCCCGCAAUGCCGCCAUCCUCCAGCGCACCCACAUGAUCGCAUUGGGUGUCCAUGGCUUCCACCUCCUCCUACGCUUCACCUUUGUGCGCCGUUCUUUCUGGGCGUAUCUUCUGUUGUCCUUUCCAUCCCUGCUCAUCCAGUUCUGGUUCGAGCGCGUCGGUCGUCCUACCUAUGUCGAUGGUGUCAAUGGCAAGGAAUUGAAAAGAGCCGGAGAGGAUCUCGAGGCCAAGGGUCUUACAGAAUGGAUGUGGGACGUUGUCUACUGGUCUUGGGGAUGUAUUGUCCUGACCACUCUGUUGGGCGACUGGGCAUGGUGGUUUUUCGCCGUCAUUCCUCUCUAUUCAGCCUGGUUGGCAUACACGACCUUCACCGGCGCUCGUCAAGGACUCAUGGGCGGCGGUGGCGCUAUGCCUGCCGAGGGUGCUUCCAGCGGUGCGCAAAGCAAGCGUCAACAAAAAAUGGAGAAGAGAGGCGGUCAGAAGAUGCAAUACAGAUAG
Molecule: messenger RNA, 528 nt
Organism: Aureobasidium pullulans EXF-150
Lineage: Eukaryota; Fungi; Ascomycota; Dothideomycetes; Dothideales; Saccotheciaceae
Exons: 3
Coding region: 1-528 (175 amino acids)
Biological process (GO): vacuolar protein processing
Cellular component (GO): intracellular membrane-bounded organelle
Source: RefSeq, a predicted model, not a curated record